Elephantulus edwardii (Cape elephant shrew) is the source of this 816-nucleotide messenger RNA. RefSeq lists its product as uncharacterized. The transcript has 3 exons. The record is from RefSeq and is a predicted model, not a curated record. Lineage: Eukaryota; Metazoa; Chordata; Mammalia; Macroscelidea; Macroscelididae. The coding region runs from base 1 to 816 and encodes 271 amino acids.
AUGCCCAGUGUGCUUGCCGGGGGCUCGCACGGGCUUGUUCCGAGGUGUCCUCCUGUAACUGCACUUGCCUCCGCUGCUUUUGCAGCUAAACCGAUCAGGGAAGAUGAGAGUAAAGCCUCCGGCUCUGCCCGGAAACCCCGAAGGCGGCAAGGCAGAGUGGGUCGAAAGCAGAUGCCCAUAGGUGUGAUGUACCCCGCAGCACCCUUUAUUGCCCCACGGGGUUCCAAGUCUGUCUGUUCAGCGAGAGGAACCCGAGCUCUGUCCUUUGAGUCCGUCUCGCCCCGCCCCUUUUUUAGCCGCUGCGAAAACCCGGCUGGGUGGACCACCCCGGAGCCUGGCUCUGGCCUCCCCGAGCCGGGCCAUGCACACUCGAAGCCCGGGUUAGAAGCCCGGGUGAGAGAAGUAGGGGUCGGUAGGAAGCUGCAGCCUGGCGAGUGGGCGGAGCCAGAGACACUAAGGAGGGGGUUCAAAAGGAGGUGGAAGGAUACCCGAGUCACCGUCGGAACUACUUUCGGGGAGAGGUCACGUGUGUUCUUAGUUGGGGAACUUUCCAAAUUCCCACUCCCCUAUGAUAGCUUUGGAGGCAAGUGUUGGGUUCCCGUUGCCCUGCGUGUUCCCGCCUCGUGCAAGCAAGGGGACCCCAGGAUCUCCGGGCUCUGUCGGGGCUGGUGCCUGGGGAGCUCGUUACACAAGCACCCCCAUCCAAGCACGUGUCUCCGCCUCCCUGCACGGCUGGAUGCCGCUGCCGAUCUUUGCAAACCACAAACUGGGGUACCCAAGAUGGUCCUACCCCACUUCUACCACGGAGCAAGCUAA